Messenger RNA from Tachyglossus aculeatus (Australian echidna), 1007 nucleotides. RefSeq names its product ribonuclease P/MRP subunit p38 (gene RPP38). NCBI's taxonomy places the organism in Eukaryota, Metazoa, Chordata, Mammalia, Monotremata, Tachyglossidae. The transcript has 2 exons. Bases 82 to 948 code for a protein of 288 amino acids. Gene Ontology annotation, cellular component: ribonuclease MRP complex; fibrillar center; nucleolar ribonuclease P complex. Gene Ontology annotation, biological process: tRNA 5'-leader removal. Gene Ontology annotation, molecular function: ribonuclease P RNA binding; ribonuclease P activity. The record is from RefSeq and is a predicted model, not a curated record.
GUAGCGGGCCCAGCCGCGAGGGAUUGUGGGUAGGAGCCGGGCGGCACGUGCGGGUGACGAGACAUCACCUCAGGACAAGCCAUGGACGCCCCAGGGACAAAGCUUGCAGGUGGAGGGAGAGGCGAGAAGACGGCGCCGCUCGUGGGGACGGGGGGCGUCCGGAAAGCGAAGCCCCUCGCCGUGAAGACCUCCCUCGGUAACCCCUACGCGGUCACGUGGAGCCCCUUGUCCGGGGAGGCCGCGCGCUUCAUCUUACGGACCCUGGAGGCCGGGCUGAAGGCCGUCGGCCUUCGCAAGGCGGAGCAGCCGAAGGGACGCAGGCGGCCGCCCUCCCGGGCCGGGAGGGCGAGCGGCGGGGAGCCGGUCCGUCCCGCCCCCGCCGAGGCGCCUCGGGCCAACGGGUGGACUCCCUCGGGCGUCCGGGAGCAGCUGGCCAUCGGGGUGAACGAGGUGACGCGGGCCCUGGAGAGGGACCGGCUGGCCCUGGUGCUGACGUGCAGGUCCGUGGAACCCGCCCCCGUCACCUCGCACCUCAUCCACCUCAGCGUCAGCCGGGCCGUCCCCGCCUGCCAGCUGCCCGGCCUCAGCCAGACCGUCGCCCCCGUCCUCGGCCUCAAGUGCGUCCUGGCCCUGGGGUUCAGGAGGGACGCCGCCUCCUUCGCGCGGGACGUCGAGGCCAUCGUCCCCAGGAUCCCCCGCCUGCGGGUCCCCUGGCUGCCGGGCCCCGGGGCGGGUUCGGAGAGCGACUCCCGGGAAGCGCCGGGGGACGAGGAGGCGGCGGCGGCGGCCGCGGACGCCUCGCUCGGGGGGCCGACCAAGCGGAAGCGGGAGGGAGGUCCGAGGGGGCACCCCCGGCUCACUCUGCAGCCCCUAAAGAUCAAGAAGUUGAUCCCAAAUCCCGAUAAGAGAAGGAAACCGCCCAAAGGGAAAAAGGGGACAAAGAAAUGACUCUGGUACCCACGUCCUCCCCGCGGAUGAGGCAGAUGGAAAUAAAUCGCGUUCCCCGA